Messenger RNA from Sturnus vulgaris (Common starling), 2869 nucleotides. RefSeq names its product cytochrome P450 2K1-like. The record is from RefSeq and is a predicted model, not a curated record. Gene Ontology annotation, cellular component: cytoplasm; intracellular membrane-bounded organelle. Gene Ontology annotation, biological process: xenobiotic metabolic process. Lineage: Eukaryota; Metazoa; Chordata; Aves; Passeriformes; Sturnidae. Gene Ontology annotation, molecular function: oxidoreductase activity, acting on paired donors, with incorporation or reduction of molecular oxygen, reduced flavin or flavoprotein as one donor, and incorporation of one atom of oxygen; iron ion binding; heme binding.
AUUAGGAAGCACACGGGAAGAGAACAAGUCACCAGCUGCAAUUAAAACAUAUCCUUCCCUGGAAAAGAGGUUUAUGGACUAACCCAAGAGCCUCUCAAGCGAAAAUAUUUCAGGAGGACAGAGAUCCAGGGUCCACAUUUUCUGUUUUCUCUUCUGUGGCAAAUACUUGGCUGAAUAGAGAUGGGCUGGAACAGCAGCACUUCCAUUGGUUUUGUGUUCAUCCUGGCUUUUCUAUUCAUUUCGAAAACAUUAAGUUUCUGGAAUAGCAGCACUUCCAUUGUUUUAGUGUCUAUCCUGGCUUUUCUCUCCAUUUUGAAAACAGCAGGUUUCUGGAACAGCAACCGAGGACAGAAUUUUCCUCCAGGUCCAAGACCAUUACCUAUAAUUGGAAACCUUCUUUUGUUUGACUUGAAGAGACCCUACAGGACUUAUCUACAGCUGUCCAAAAAAUAUGGUCCAGUCUUCAGUGUUCAGCUGGGGCACAGGAAAAUUGUAGUGAUUUCUGGCUAUGAGACAGUGAAGGAAGCUCUGGUAAACCAGGCAGAUGCAUUUUCAGAGAGACCUAAAAUCCCACUCUUUGAAGAUUUGACCAAUGGAAAUGGGGUUAUUUUUGCUCAUGGAGAAAACUGGAAGGUGAUGAGAAGAUUUGCCCUCACAACCUUGCGAGACUUUGGGAUGGGCAAAAAGGCCAUUGAGGAUCGGAUUGUGGAGGAGUACGGGCACCUGGCAGACACCAUCGCCUCGCACCAGGGAAAUCCCGUCGAUUUCAGCAAAAUAAUUAAUGCAGCAGUUGCUAAUAUAAUUGUGUCAAUAUUGCUUGGAAAACGAUUUGACUACAAAGACUCCAGAUUUAUAAGACUUGUAAAUCUGACCAAUGAAAACAUGAGGCUUGCUGGGAAACCUGUGGUUACGGUGUACAAUAUCUUCCCAUACCUUGGAUUCCUCCUAAGGGCAAACAAGGCUAUCCUCCGAAACAGAGAUGAAUUCCAUGCUUUUUUACGAGUUACUUUUGUAGAGUACCUCAAAAACCUGGACAAAAAUGAUCAAAGAAGUUUUAUUGAUGCUUUCCUGGUUAAACAGCAGGAGGAGAAGUCCACUACCAAUGGGUAUUUCCAUAAUGACAAUUUGAUAAGCCUGGUGAGCAAUUUGUUUACUGCUGGUGUUGAGACAAUUUCCACCACGCUGAACUGGGGCUUUCUGCUGAUGCUAAAGUACCCUGAAAUCCAGAAAAAGGUGCAAGAAGAGAUAGAGCAAGUGAUAGGGUCCAACCCGCCGCGGAUCGAGCACCGAGCUCAGAUGCCAUACACAGAUGCUGUCAUCCAUGAAAUUCAGAGGUACGCCAAUAUCCUGCCACUGAAUCUGCCCCAUGAGACUGCUGCAGAUGUUACCCUCAAGGGCUAUUUCAUUCCCAAGGGAACCUACAUCAUCCCUUUACUGACCACAGUCCUGAAAGACCAUUCGCAGUGGGAGAAACCAGACAUGUUCUACCCUGAGCACUUCCUCGAUGCCAAUGGGAAAUUUGUGAAGAAAGAUGCUUUCUUGCCUUUUUCAGCAGGGCGGAGGAUCUGUGCUGGGGAAACUCUUGCCAAAAUGGAGCUUUUCCUCUUCUUCACCAGUCUCAUGCAAAGGUUCAACUUCCACCCUCCACCUGGAGUUUCCAAGUCAGACCUGGACCUCAGCCCCGCCAUUUCAUUUAAUAUCAUCCCCAAGCCCUAUAAAAUGUGUGCUGUAGCACGUUCCUAGAGCUCUACUUCAUUGUGCUUCUAAAAUGUUUAAAUCAUUUUUCCAUGACAUCUGUUUCCUUAAUUCUUUGACCAAAAUAAUCCACAUUUCAAUUAAGGUUUCCAGUACUUCUAAACCAAUGUGGUGUUCUUUUUUUAUUUACUGGGAGAGGGCAGAAAUGGACCAGAAGUGUGAAGUAAUUGAUGGCUCAUGGAUUAAUCUCUUAGAUCACCUAAUCUUGGCUAAAUAUUACAGACCGUCAGCUUUCUUAUUCUUGCUGCUAUUUUCACUGAGUGUUUGUUGAAAGCACAUCCCAAAAAAUGCUCAGAAGUCCAGGUUUUUCCCAAAAGACAUGUGGACCACGAAGCUGUGCUUAGGUUGCAAAAGGAGAGAAAUGUGGGAUGUUCAGGCUGUCAGAACAGAAGGGCUGUUUGACCUUGGCAGUCAGCUGGGUUUGAAGCUGGGCUGGAUAUACUGAUAUUUCUCAGUGCCUCAGCACAGCUUCUUCCCUUGGCUCUUCUCCCUACUUCCAUUGCCACAUGCAAAGAAAUCACAGCUCUGUACUUAUUGUAGAUCACUGCUGAAGAAAAACUUGAAGCCAAGUUGACCUGAAUCCAGAGGAUCAUUAAGAUCUUCCCCAAGUAUUCCUUAAAUGGAUAAACUCAGUAAAUAAAGCAUACACACGGGAAAAUGUCUUCCCUACUUAAAGCCAAGGUUUGUGAAAUUGAAGUUUCAGGAAGUUUCACAAAGCUGUGGUCACAGAUCCACACACAUAGAUCAACAGUGAACAUUCUGGAAGAAGCCUCAAAUCUCAUCAAAACCAGCCAUCUGAUCGUUCUACAACUCUGUCCAAGACUAUCCACUGUCAAGUCGAGCUAAGACCUCCUAAAUGUCUGGAUUUAUGUUCCCUGGUUCAUGCUGCCCUGUUUAUAUGUGCAUAACAACCCCAAAGUAAUAACACCACAGCCAGCCUAUCAAAAAUCACCCAGUGUCAGGGAAAAAAAGUAAUUAUGGCUUGCCUCUGUAACUAUCCAGCACUGUAAUGCAGAAGCUCAUUCUUCAGUUACUAUUUCAACUUCCUUGUGUGGAAGCUGAAUCUGACUCUUACUCACUGCCCUUCUUCACACUUUCUUUUCAAAAUAAAUAA